Messenger RNA from Exophiala dermatitidis NIH/UT8656, 3273 nucleotides. RefSeq lists its product as uncharacterized. Gene Ontology annotation, biological process: transport. The transcript has 2 exons. Lineage: Eukaryota; Fungi; Ascomycota; Eurotiomycetes; Chaetothyriales; Herpotrichiellaceae. Bases 879 to 2834 code for a protein of 651 amino acids. The record is from RefSeq and is a predicted model, not a curated record. Gene Ontology annotation, molecular function: transporter activity.
CUCAGGAUAGACUCCUGAACUUGGAAGAGUACCUACAUGUGCGUUACCUCAGUCUCCACAGCCUGAAGGGUACCUGUAGUUGGACCCCCAUGUACCGUAUCCUUAGGCGUUUGGCAGCACCACUGGCAGUUACUGUGGCACUGUCAACCCUCAGCCACGCAACCCAUGGACCACCUUUUAGGGACCCAACCAGCCACCACCAACCACAUCCUAAGAAUCCCUUUAAUCAACUGCGCGGCCAGGGCGCGUCACUUUAACUUCUGCGAGUUUCAGCUGCGUGGAUGGUGUCCACUUGUCUAUGAAACUGCCUUGCACUGGCAGAAGCCUGACUUCCGGCCCUGAGCCUGAUGCUGACCCUGUUCCCUUACAAUCUACCACUAUUCUGCAGGCGCUGAGCAGAACCAGAACAAGGACUGGCCGACGAACAACCUCAACCACUAGAAACCAUCGCUGCCUUGUUCCAACCCCGAGCCUUGUCAUUCAUUGCGGCGCAGUCAAGCAGUCUUUGUUCCUGUACCUCAGCGCUUGAGUCGACUUGCUCUCCUUCACCUCCAAGAAGGAGUCUAGACAUUCCUUGACCGUACGACUUGACGAUUACCACCUCUGAUCAAGUGCAACCGAGUCUCCCGAUUCUCACCUUCUCCCUGAUCGAGUUUGAGUUCGAAAUACCCUGUAUUCAAACACCCGGUCGUUGGUCGCAAGAAGAAAGUAACCGGCAGACAUAUCGAGAGAUCUCACCCUUCCGCGACGCGAGACGACUACUACCAUAGCGAUGCGAACGGGUUCUUGAUCCUCACAGCGUUGACGCGCACCUUGUCCGACCCCGCGGUUGCAACGGCCUAAAAGAUACAACGUUGUAUACCAUCAGUGGCGCCAACAUGGGGUGGCCGGUAUGCAACACGACGUUGGAGGACAUGACCAUCAGUGAAGAUCCUAUAUGGCAUGACUAUACCUUCCACCGGCUGGGUCUAUACCUUGGGGCCAUCUUCUCCCUCAUCGCAGUGGCGGUGUCGUUCCUCCUCAUCUUCCUCCACGCGACGCAUUACCUGAAACCCUGGGAACAGAGACAUAUCAUCCGCAUUCUGUUCAUGGUCCCCGUCUACGCAGCGGUGUCGUUCCUAUCGUACUACUAUUACAACCACAGCGUUUACUUUGAAGUCAUUCGUGACUGUUACGAGGCGUUCGCCAUCGCCUCCUUCUUCAGCUUGCUCUGCGCUUACGUCGCACCCGAUCUGCACCAGCAAAAGGUAUAUUUCCGAACCAUCACCCCCAAGAAAUGGGUGUGGCCCAUGAAAUAUUUCCAAAAGUGUACCGGCGGACCUGAAAAGGGAUGGUUGCGGACCCCUAGAAGUGGUCUUACUUGGUUCAAUGUCAUCUGGGUCUCCAUCUUCCAGUACUGUUUCAUCCGAGUCUUUUUCACCAUUGUGGCCGUCAUCACCCAGGCCAUGGACAGAUACUGCCUGGAAUCGAUUAACCCGGCAUUUUCGCAUGUGUGGAUAAUGGUCUUUGAAUCCAUUGCCGUCACUGUCGCCAUGUAUUGCUUGAUUCAGUUCUACGUGCAAAUCAAAGAUGACAUUAAACAACACAAGCCGUUGUUGAAAGUCGCGGCCAUCAAACUGGUGAUUUUCCUGAGUUUUUGGCAGACAAUCUGCAUUUCAUUCCUCACCAGCACCGGUGCCAUCAACGCCACCAACCAAAUCCAAACUCCGGACAUCAAGGUCGGCAUUCCCGCGUUGCUGCUGUGCAUCGAAAUGGCCAUCUUUGCAGUUUUUCAUAUCUGGGCAUUCAGCUGGAGACCUUAUACUCUUGGUUCCAAGGAAUACAUGUCCGAAACCAUUGCGGGAGAAGGAGAGCGUGCAUAUAAAGGCGGCUUCUUGGGGAUCAAGGCCAUUUUCGAUGCGUUCAAUGGUUGGGACAUGUUGAAGGCUACGGGUCGUGCAGCGAGAUGGUUGUUCAAGGGGCGCAAACACCGACAUACCGAUCCGAGUUAUGAUUUGACGAGGAAAAACACUCAAACGGGGGCAGUUGGUGGAGUAGGUGGUGACAGCGAGUUUGGCUUGGAAGGUCAAAAGUUGUCGUCGUCAUCGGCAAUCUUUAACACACCCACGGCGUAUGCCGGCGGAGGAGCUGGUGGUGUGUAUGGACAAGGAAGACCUCCUCAUCAUCAUACUACUACUGUUGGGGCUGUCAAUUCCGGUGGCGUCGAGGAAGGAGGAGAGCGUGAUAACUUACUCGCCAACAGUCAGGGCAUGCCCAUGUCUCGACCGCCCGUUGUUCGAAUGGACAGCGACGGAAGCGACGAAGGACAUGAUUACAGGUAUGCUGGUGGGCAACCACAAUAUGACACCAGCGACAUAGGGCUUGCGACGUCAACAUACGAUGAAGGAAUUUCGUACCCCCUGCAACAGCAGAGAUACCAUCAACCGCCGCAAUCGCAAUAUCCCGCGCAACAACGGCAAGAACAACAAUAUCAACCAUAUCCAUCUCACCAUUACCAGCAGCCUCCUCCUCAGCAGCCACCACAACAAACCGACCAAGAAGAAUAUUUGUCUUUUUCUGAACGCCAGCGGCAACGAGAAUACUUCCUGCAACAGCAGCAGCAGCAGCAACAUCAACGCCAUUAUUCAAAUCCUGGCAGCAACCAAGAAACAGGAGUGACCACCGCUCCCUAUCCGUAUCCAGACUCCGAAGCUCCGUCACAACAACAGGCAGGCGCAGGCCGGAGCAAGAACCGAAUCUCGAUGCCGUACAUGCCGCCGCCUCGGAGUCCCGGUCCAGCGGCGAACAGGCAUGGUCCUGGCAGGGACAAUUAUGACGACGGCAAUUUCUUAUGAAAAUGAAAUCCGUUUUUUUCGCUCUUCACUCUCUUGCUAGCUCAGGCGCAGCGCGGGCUUUGUGGCUUUAUUUCUUCUUCGUCGGCGAUUUCGAUUUGGAGUUUGGAAGUGUGGGUGUCAAACACUACAAUGGUUUCUAGAUGCCAUCCAUUCGAGGUCACGUACGAGUAUCACUGCAGUUGUUGAUAUUAGCCUGUCUUGUGUAGGGUGGCAAGUAUGAAAUAGUAUGCAAAUAGAGGAGGGACACGCGAUACGCGAUACGAUUAUGGAUGGAUGGAGUGGGCGACCGGAACCGGAACCUGAACUUGGUUGUGGCCAGUAUAUACAAGGGAAUAAACAAAGAGUUAUGACCAUGACCAACAACUUUGGUUACCUGCAAUUGUAGCUGUUUGGUACAUACAGGAAUUGAUUGCAGCAUCUGACCAUAAGGUAUCUUCCA